Molecule: messenger RNA, 7889 nt
Organism: Pongo pygmaeus (Bornean orangutan)
Lineage: Eukaryota; Metazoa; Chordata; Mammalia; Primates; Hominidae
Gene: MTX3
Product: metaxin 3
Exons: 9
Coding region: 25-963 (312 amino acids)
Biological process (GO): mitochondrion organization
Cellular component (GO): SAM complex; cytoplasm
Source: RefSeq, a predicted model, not a curated record
AUAGUAAAGGUCGGCCCCCGCAAGAUGGCGGCCCCCUUGGAACUCAGUUGCUGGGGAGGCGGCUGGGGGCUCCCAUCGGUUCACAGCGAGUCCCUGGUGGUGAUGGCUUAUGCCAAAUUUUCUGGUGCACCCUUGAAAGUCAAUGUGAUAGAUAACACCUGGAGAGGUUCAAGAGGUGAUGUACCAAUUUUGACAACUGAAGACGACAUGGUUUCUCAGCCAGCAAAAAUACUAAACUUUUUAAGAAAACAGAAAUAUAAUGCUGAUUAUGAACUCUCAGCAAAACAAGGGGCAGAUACAUUGGCUUAUAUUGCUCUCCUCGAAGAGAAGCUUCUCCCUGCAGUGCUUCACACAUUCUGGGUUGAGAGUGACAAUUACUUUACUGUGACAAAGCCAUGGUUUGCUUCACAAAUUCCUUUUCCUUUGAGUUUGAUCCUGCCUGGAAGAAUGUCUAAGGGAGCACUGAACAGGAUUCUCCUGACCAGAGGACAGCCUCCCCUCUACCACCUCCGAGAAGUGGAAGCGCAGAUAUACAGAGAUGCCAAGGAGUGCCUAAAUCUUCUAUCAAACAGAUUGGGAACAUCUCAGUUUUUCUUUGGAGAUACGCCUUCUACCUUGGAUGCCUAUGUUUUUGGUUUUCUUGCACCUCUUUACAAAGUACGGUUUCCUAAAGUUCAGCUACAAGAACAUCUGAAACAGCUCUCCAACCUCUGUCGCUUUUGUGAUGACAUCCUGAGCAGUUAUUUUAGGCUUAGUCUUGGAGGCAUCUCUCCAGCUGGACAAGAAACGGUAGAUGCAAAUCUGCAGAAACUCACACAACUUGUAAAUAAGGAAUCCAACUUGAUUGAAAAGAUGGAUGACAAUCUUCGCCAAAGCCCUCAGCUUCCUCCUCGGAAACUGCCAACACUUAAAUUGACUCCAGCAGAAGAAGAAAAUAAUUCCUUCCAACGGCUUUCACCCUGACAAUAGUCAUGGUUUGUGGCCAAAGUCAAAUGAUUGUUGCAGUAAUCUCUUACACCAAGUGUGUGAAGGCAACAAGAAGAUACCAUAAUAGGUGUUAAGGAAGACUCUAAACCAAAAGGAACUUUCUAUGCCAUCUAUUUUUACUGUUAUUAUUAGGAAGCUUGUAUUCUAGCUUGGCACUGCAUUUUUAAUAACAUCAAAGAGAAUGCUAAAUGAACUUGGUUGGGGGAGGGGAAGAAAAACACAUGGUACUGUAUACAAAGAACUGCCUUAAUCAUGGCAGAUUUUUGCCUUUGGUUCACAUGUUGCUGACCAAAAGCUACAAUUCGUUCUGAAUGUGCACUCCUAAUUUAUUUGAGUUAAUUUAUUCAAUUUAUUAACUUAGUUUUCUUAGACCAGGCUGAAUACCUAAUAUGUGGCUUUUUGGCUGAGGCUUUUUACUUCUGUUUAGAAAUUUGAUGCCUAUUUUAGGAACCAGAAAAAGAUAAAUUGCUUCACUAGAGGAGACCAUAUUUAACUUUAAAAAGUGAUGAGGAAUGUGCUUUUUAAUUAUGCUCUCAUAAGUCUAAUCUUUUGGGGGUUUAGUAGCACAUAGAUAAAUAUUAAAGGUGGUUAACGUAUAAUAUCUGAUAAUACUCAUUUCAAUAUAACAUUGGUCUUUGCUGAUGUGUUUUGAUAUAGGUUAGGAAGGGUUCUUUUAGUUUACUUGGGCGAAUGUGGCAGUUUUAGACCUAUGUCUUUGUAGUACAUCUUUAGUUGUCUUUCUUGUAUUAAUUCCAGAAGAAGUGAAUGUACUGGUUAUCGUUACUAUGCUAGGCUGUAAAAUCUUACUGAAAUUGCCCACUUGUUAGACUACUCAGGAGGAGCCCAUGGCCAGGGUAGUAGAAAUACUGUGCAUCUGGUCCAAGUUUUCUAUGCUUGGCUCAGGCUAAUAUUCUUUCAUAAGAUGCAUAUCAUGUAGUCAAAAGCUUUCUGACAACCAAUUAUUUUUCAUACGUUUCACUUAUAGUCGAAGAAUACAAAGGAACAAUCAGAAAUAGCAGCUUUUAACAAAUAUUUUCUAUUUAUUGGUUGCUGAACUGUUAAGGGAUUUGCUGUGUGGUAAUUUUACUUAUAAUAGAAACUUGCUUAUUUUAGUGGCUGAGGUGCUUCUGGUGUCCUAAAACCACUUCUGAGGUUUUUAAAGUGUAGAACCAUGUUUUUGAUUAGUGUCUUAAAAGAUUACUGUGGUGCUCAGCAGAUCUUAUCAAGUCGUGCAGGAACCCAUAUGUUAAGAAAAUGAGCUUUGUAGUCAAAAGACUCAUCUAAUUUGAGCUGAGUGGAGCUCAGCUGUGUUUGACCCACAUCCUCCCAAUUUGUUCUGUAUUUAGGUAGUUAUUUAUACAAGAGUCUUUAAGUCAUUGUAAAUAUUUCUUCUUGAAAGUUUUAACUAAGAAAUAAGGUAGUCUUCAAAAUCUUGGUCAUCUGUUUGGAUUAGGGAAAGUACCUCAUGAGUUGCACAUUACUUCUACAACAGGGUGUGUUUGUGUGUGUUUGUGUUAUUGAUCUUCAAAGGCAGAUUGUUAGAUUCCAGCAAUCUGAAAUCUAUUAUUCCAGCAGUCUGAAACCUAAAUAUUUUAUAUUGGAAAUCAAGACUGUGAGACUUUAUUGUCCUCUAGGAUGGAUGUAUAUUGGAGAAGGGUGGUUAGCAUAUUCAUCAGACAUCUGCUUAUGCUUUGGUCAAGGCCAGUCAUUUUUAAUUAUGAUUUAUAUUAGACCCUCCAAAAAGUAUUUGAAAUAUAUUACAGUUAUAACAUACAAGUACAUUACAUGUAUAUUACAAGUAUGUUACAUGUAAAACAGGACAAUUUAAAAUUUUUAAAUUUUAAACAAUUAAAAAAAUUUAAAAAUUUAAAUUAAAAAAAUUAAAAAUUUGUAGAACCAUAUCAACACUGACAGAUUCUAAAAUUAAGCAGUAAAUUUAACUCCAAGUUUCUCCAUGGGCAAAGUCAAAAGAUAAUGCUAGGUUAUGUCAAUUUUUCUUUCAAUAAAACUGCUAAUGUCUAUUAGGAAGAAAAAUGUGUUUAAAGUUUUACAGGAACGUGGAGCUCAUGUUCUUCUGAUAUGUAGACUUUGAUAAAGAAGCAUACUGUAAUGUUUUAUGAACUGAAAUUUUAAUCAAAAGAGGUCAUUUUAGAAUAACAAGUAUUUGUCUUUUUUAGUAGAGGGAAUGACUGUCAAUAUGAUUUAUAUGUUUUUGUGUCAUCCCUACUUCAAACUGCCGUUAGCCUUACAUUCUCACUGUAGUCCAUAAUGCUUCCAGAUCACCUUUGCCUAAGAUGCAACGUGUGAUUUUAGUGAGAGUUUAUACGUUGGGUUACUUAGUUGAGCUAUUUAUGUAUAAGCAAAUGAGAUGACAGGAAGCUGUAACUGAGCACAAAGUACGUUAGGGACCAGCCACACAAAUAGGAAGCUCUUAGAAAAGAACUUUUUUUUUUUUUUUUUUUUUUGAGACAGUUUCGCUGUUGUUGCCCAGGCUGGAGUGCAGUGGUGCAGUCUCGGCUCACUGCAACCUCCACCUCCUGGGUUCAAGCAAGUCUCCUGUCUCAGCCUCCCAAGUAGCUGGGAUUACAGGCAUGUGCCACCACGCCCAGCUAAUUUUGUAUUUUUUUUUAGUAGAGACGGGGUUUCACCAUGUUGGUCAGGCUGGUCUUGACCUCCUGACCUCAAGUGAUUCACCUGCCUUGGCCUCCCAAAGUGCUGGGAUUACAGGUGUGAGCCACUGCACCCGGCCAAAAAGAACAUUUUGUCAAUCUGAACAGAGCACAGAACAUUUUUUCAGACUGAACAGACUGCAGGACCAGCCUGUCAUGAUAUGUUUUGGAUAAAGUUUGAGUUCAUUGGGAUAAAUGGUCCACAAUCUUAAACAGAAUACUGUGAGCCAAUGCCUUUUGGAAGUGAUGGUGGAGGAUAAUAUGAUUAAAGGGAACAUGCUUGUGUUUAUUUUUGUUGGUAGUUAAUGAUUAGAAAAACUAGAUAAUUCCCAUAAGAUGAAGAUCUUCCAUGAACAAACUACCAUCAAUCAUCCAUCAGAUUGAUUUUUUUUUUUUUUAAGUAACACUAGAGAAGCUAUAAAGAACAUUGAAGGUGGUCAUUCCUUCAGAACUGUGUUUUGACCACACAAAAAGUGGGCAUUAACAAACCAAAUUUCAACUUAAGUCUGUUUGUAUUAUAUUGGGGGUGCUGCAAGACUGGAGAUUUUAUAAAAGCAAGCAUUUUUAUUUCCAUUUAUAAUUUCUAUUCAAUAUUGCUAGAUAUAUUAACAUGAAGGAACGGGGAAACUUAUUUCAAUCAAAGCUAAAAUUUUCAGAAGUCUGUAAAAAUGGAAAAACACCAUUGAAAGAGACAGAAAUAAGUAAUGGCGAUAGUAUCUUAGAAAACCUGUUGGUUAAGGCAGCUGCAUGUGAUAAAAGUGGUAUUUGAACUUGGUAGUGUUUCCUUAGAACCUCUUCCAAAAAUAUGCAUUUACCAGCCUUGUUACAAUUUUUGACAGUUUUUCAUCAACUGUCAAAAACUUUAACCCUUUUAAAACCUAGAUAUAAAUGCUUACAUGUAAAGACAGGAAGCUAAGCAAUGGGUACCUGGGAUCUCUCUGGACUAUUUUUAUAACUUCUUGUGAGUCUAAGUAUUUCAAAAUAAAAGUGGUUUUAAAGUAAAUUCAUAGAUUAAAUGUAUCAUUAUCUAUAUAAACUAUGAUUUAAAACUUUACUUUUCCAAACAUAGUAUUCAACUUAGUUGAAUAAAUAUAUGAUAGAAGUUAAAUACAAUUUUUAUUUCAUUCUUAAGAAAAACUCAUGUUUGUAACAAAUGAUAUCUAAAGAUCUAUUUUGCCUUACCAGAAAAGAAAGAAAAACCCUAAAACCAAAAACGCCUUUUCCCUAGGAUGUCAAAAAUGCUGUGAUUUAAAAUAUCUAAUUAUAUUUUUUUCUUUCUGUGGUAGCGGGGUUUACUUCUGAGGAUAAAAUAUUUUGAAAAAGUUCUGUCCCUUGAUGUGGUAGUUCUCCCGUGCCUUGUACUUGUUCUCUCUCCAUAUGCACAGUGUGACAAGAAGCUCACCUUUAAUGAAGAAGGUGUAGCUUUUCGUUUUAAGCUGUAAUUGUCUUUGUCUUGAUUUGGCUGUUUUUAUAACUGAAAUCCUGAGCAACAGAGAUAAUUUGGGUGGUAAUGAUCAUCUUUUGUAUAUGUUCUUGAUGUUAAAUAUUUUUUGCUGCCAUUCAGCUUUGUGGAAUUUAUGUUUACUUUUCAAUAUUUUCAUAUUUCUUAACCAGAUUUUAAAGAAAUUUGUUGUUAGUUACAUGAAAUCAAAGGUCAGUUAGUAAUCCCAUUAUCCUCAAACUUGAAGUUUCAUUGGAUGUUCAAAAUGCUAAUUUUUGCAGAGAUAUGAGGAUAAAUUAGUUUUAGUUUGUGUUUUUAAGGGUUUGCAAAAUAAUUUGGCUCCCAAACUCUUGUUGGGGUGUAGUGUUUGCUAGGAGCCCAGGUUACCUGCCCUGGACUUAAAUUGUGAUUGAAGUGGAGAGGUACUCUAGGAGUUUAAAAAGACACAAAAUUAUUUUUUUCCAGACUAGUGUGCCAUGGAUUUCUGAUAAGAAUUAACAUUCUUGAACAAAGGUAUCAGAAAGGGUAACUCGAGUUGAAGGUUUGUGAAUAGAAAGGGAAAUGUGAUAGAAGAUUAUUCAGAACAAAAUAAAUAGACAAAAUAACAAAAGACAGGAAAAUAAGUCUCUUUGUAUCCUUAUUAAUCAUUUGAAAUUAUGCUAUAAUUUUUUUUAAACCUCACCUUUUUGGUUCCGGGUGAAGCAGUUCCUAAAGGAGUGUUUUGUCAGAAUAUAUUGUUAGGUGAAUAGAGGGUUCUGUGGCCAAGUAAGUUUGGGAAAUAGUGAGUUAGACAAAGUUGAGUUACUGUUGGCCUUUCAGACCUUUGAUACGCUAAUGUGCAUUUUAAAUCUCCAAGAAGCACCUCUAUUUUAUACAUCAUUUCCCUAAUUUAUUUUAAUAUGGAUUUUUUGUUUUUGUUUUCUUGAGAUGGAGUCUUGGUCUUGUCACCCAGGCUGGAGUGCAGUGGCACGAUCUCGGCUCACUACAACCUCCGCCUCCCAGGUUCAAGCGAUUCUCCUGCCUCAGCCUCCCAAUUUACUGGGAUUACAGGCGCCCACCACCACGCCCAGCUAAUUUUUGUAUUUUUAGUAGAGAUGGGGUUUCACCAUGUUGACCAGGCUGAUUUUGAACUCCUGACCUCAGGUGAUUCUGCCUGCCUCACCCUCCCAGAGUGCUGGAAUUAUGGGUAUGAGCCACUGUCCCCGGCCGGAUUUUUUUAAAAGUAGGUAUCUUUUGGGAUUUAUGUUCUGAGAGAUACACCUAAGGAAAUGCUGCCCUACAGUGUUUUUGCUAGUUUAUACUCAUUACAAAGGUUUCUUAUUGUUGGGUGCCCCUCUAGCCAGUGGUAGUAAAAUGGGAAGAGACAGGUCAAGACUCCCUUGGACCAUGGCAUUGAGAGAGGGAUGGCUGUUGGCAUAGAUAUGUUGGUUAUUUAGGCAUUUGUGAGGGGAGCCCCUGGCUCUUCCAGCCUGUUUCCUUAGAAUCCCAGUUGGCUGGGAACAGCUGUACAAGGGUUUGAACUGGUGGUUUCAGCAGACUACCCAGUUCCUAAGCAUCCAUGAGAUAGAGGGAAUCAACUUGUAUUUCCAGAACAAUUUUCCAAACCUUUUCUGGCUGUACUUUAAAAGUGCCAAAAAGGGAAUGCAUGUUUAUGACAAUAAAGUCACAUACAAGCUAGUAUGAUACAUACAUCAUAGAAAGCUUAUAGUUGCUCAGUGACAAAGCAAAGGAAGUUUAAUAUUUUCCAGUUUUGUUCAUUACCGAAGACAGUCUAAGGUUCAUAGUUUUCACUAAAUUCUAAGCAGAUUCUAUAUCCUGAAACAUUUAAACCUCACUAGGCCUUCAAUUUUGAGAGGGUUAGCUAAAUAUGUUUGAUAUCACUUCAGAGUCUAAAACCAGAUUACUAAUCAUGUGUAAGGAAGCAUUUUGUGUGUCUUUGCAAUGUAUACAAUUGCAUAAUUUGGAACACCAUUUUGAGUGUGUAUUUGAGAGAAAGCUCGCCUGUGGGUUUUGAGUUGUGGUGUAAUGGUGAACAUGUAGCCACGUGAAAGGCCAUUGGAUCUUUGUUCUGAUUCUUCAGUCGUCUUCUUGCAAAUUCAGAGAAAUGUCUUUUAAUCAUUUCGUUUUCAUAUCCCAGAUCCUUGGAAAUCAUGAAAAAUAACUUGCCAGAGUUUGCAUCAGCCCUCAAUAAGUCAUGAACCAUAGAGAAGGCCAUGGGGCCAUUUAUUCUUUGGACCGUUGGCUACUUCUGAAGUGCUGGCUUCCUUCUCUCUAGGAGGAGUCAUGUACUCAAGCUUUUAAGUUAAAUGCAUAAAAAUGAGUUUUACUUCUCUUCUGAUUUGAUUUUUAAUUUUAUGAAAUGGGAAAUAAUGUUUUUCCAUUUUUCUGUUCAUUUUGAAGUGGGAAUUUGAGGUGUUUGUAAUGUCAUGUUACUGUUCUGAAAGAUUGACAGUAAAGAAGACAAGAAAUAUAUGUAUGUAGUAUGCAUAUUAGUUUUGUCCCACCAAGCCUAUCUUUGAAUGGCAAACAUUUUAAAAACAUCUGUUCUAGUUGCACAACUACUCUAGCUUCAUUAUAAAGUAAACAAUCUUAAAGUAAGCAAUGUUGGCCAUAAUUUCAAUAUUCUAGCCUUGCCGAGUGUGAAUAUAUUUUAGUCAGAGACUAUAAAUACACUAAAGUGGUGAUGGUGAUCAAUAUUGUAAAGAAUUUAUUCUGAUAAAUGAGAAACUGGAUAUAAUGUCAAAAUAGCUAUUUUCUCAAUAAAAAUCUCAAAUCUCCUGACUGCUUAUUAA